CUAAACCCAGCACAGCCAUGGAUCCAGAAUAUUCCAUGCUGUUCUUUUCCAAAUAUGAUGCCAGGAAGCUUCUGGCCUCCCUGACCAUGUUCAGCCAGCAGUUUUCCCAGGUGCCCCUUUCCCUGGAGUGGAGCCUGGUUUUCCUCAAUGGUCUGUGGGAGAGGAUGCUCCGAGUGCCCGGGAUUGAGACCCCCCCAGUGCUGCUCCAGUGGCUCCACGAGGGCCUUGAGCCAUUCCUGGUGGAUCCCCAGGUCUUUGGCUGCCUCCUUGCCAAGGAUGUGUCCUGUGAGGAAUUCCAGCUGCUAGUGGCUGCCCUGGAUGGAAUCUAUUCCCAGCUUUCUGUGGAGGAGCAGAGGAAUCUCUACUCUGGGAUCAAGUAUUUCCUCACCCAGCACGGACCCACCCAGAGCUGCCACAGCCAGGCCAUUCCCAGCCUCAAUUCCACUGCCUGGUUUCGGAAUUUCCUGGGCUCCUUCCUGGAGCACGCCACCGUGGAGGACCUGCAGCUUUUUGGGGAUGAAGCCACACUUCAAAAAUUCGCCAGGGACCCGGUGAAUAUGGAGAUGGUUGGGAACCUCACCUUGCUCAGGGAGACUGCCCUGUACUACACCCAGCUCCUGACCUCUGCUCCUGCCUUUCCACUGUCCAGCCUCCCGGACAGGUUUAUUUGUCACCUGAGCCCCGGGGCAGUGGCCAACCUGAGCAGGGAGGAGGCUUUGGGAGUGGCCCAGAGGCUCGGGAGGAGCUGCCCCUGGAGCAGGGGGAUGCCCCGAGCCUCCCUGGCACCUCGGGAGCUGCAGGUGGCAGCCUCCCUGCUGAGGAAUUUGGAUGAUUUGUCCCCAGCCGAGCUGGGAGCCUUGGGCCAGGCUGCCCUGGGGCUCUCGGUCUCCAGGAUCCAGGAGAGCAUCCCUGAGGAGCAGCUGGAGGCAGCUCUGCCUGCCCUGGGGACAGUCCAGGGCUGGAGGGCUGAGCAGGCCAGGGCUGUGGUCAGCAAACUGCUCCUCUCUGGCUACCAGAUCCUGGAUGGACAGAGCCUGGCAGAGCUGGGCACCUUGGUGGCCGGCCUCAACAGCAGCAUGCUCAGGAGUUUGUCCCCAGAGGUUGUCCUGGAGGCCAUCCAGCUGCCAGGCUUCUCCCAGCACGUGGACGCCCUGCCCUCGGCUCUGAAGAGGACCCUGGUGGAAAAGGUUUCCUCCAGAGUUGGCCACCCCUCUGAGCUGGUUAGACUCAUUCCCAGUGCUCUGGCCAGCUCCAUCCCAAAAUCCCUGCUGGUUUUUGGGGAAGAGAAGCCAAACGUGCAGGAUCUCAACAACAAGCCAUGGACCAGAGAGCAGGCUGCCAUGUUUUUCAGUGAUGUGGUGAAGGCAGAGCCUGACUUCAGCAGGCUCUCCCAGUCUGUGCUCCAGGGCUUCACCUGUGCGGCUGCCAGCGCUGUGGGGGCAGAGAGGUUCCAGGAGCUGGCCAGGGUCAUGAGGAAGAAGAAGGUCAGGCUGGGCCAGGACCAGCUGAGCUGCUUGCUGAAGAUGGUGACUCUGCAUGGGAUUCCCAAGGAUUUGGACAGUUAUCCCCAAGACCUGCUGCUGUUUUUAAGCCCCUCGGACUAUGCAGGGAACUGCAGCCAGUUCUUCAUCCACGUUGGGAAGGCAAACGGGGAUGUUCUGCCCAGAGAGGCCCCGCAGAGGCAGCAGCUGCUCCUGGAGGCUCUGGAGUGCCUGGGCAUUCCUGGCACACAAAUAAAUAAAGGAAACGCUGAGAUCCUGGGCUGGCUGGUGUGUGACCUGGGGGGGGAGUACAUCAGGAGUUCUGGGGGCACUUUGCUGAGGGGUUUGAGCCACUGUGGGUCUUUCCUGCCUGAGCAAGAAGAGGCCAUCAGGGACGUCCUCAGCAGUGGCAACACCACCUUUGGGCCUCCUGCAGCGUGGUCAGCCUUCACCCUGAGCGAGCUGGGCGGGCUGCUCCCCGUGCUGGACCCCAGCAUCCUGCAGCAGAUCCCCAAGAAAGCUUUGAUCACCUGGCUGAGGAACUUUGCCUGGGAUUCCUCUCUGUCCAGGGAGGAGCUGGGCACCAUCGUCGGGGAGCUCCUGCCCCGGCGGCACAAGCGAGCGGAAGGAUGCCCACCUGGGCGGGAGAUAACAGAGGAAGUUCUGAGUGAUGACCUGAUGCCUGCCUUCUACAUCCCACCGGAGAUCCUGCGUGCCUGCCUCCAGAACAUCUCCCAGGAAAAUCGCCUCUUCCUGGAAAAUCACCUCUCCCAGGUCCUCACCUACCCCUUCAGCAUCCCCCAGCUGGCUGUGCUGAAGGAAUACCUGCACGAGAGCUAUCCCCGUGGUUAUCCCCAGCACGUUCUCGCUGAGAUGGGCCCUUUCCUGCCCCUGCUCAGCCCGGAGGAGAUCUCCACCUGGCAGCUGAGCUCCGCCGACACGCUGGCAGCGUUCCUGACAACGGAGCCGCGGCCCUCGGACUCCCUGGCGUCGGCGGCAAUCAAACGCUACGUGGAGCUGGGCAAUGCCCUGAAUGCCACGGCCCUGGAUGCCAUUGGCACCAAGUACGUGUGCCUGCUCAGUGCCACCGAGCUGAAGGCCAUCGACCCCUCCAGCCUCAAGCUGGUAUCUCUGGAUCCUUCAGCCUGUUCUCAGGAGACGAAGAACCUCUUGUACCAGAAAGCCAAAGAAGCUUUCUCUGACCAGCACCAUUCACCUGCUUACUAUGAGCUGAUUUUACCUUACCUGGGGGGGGCUCCAGCCGCAGACCUGAAGGUUCUCAGCAGGGACGACGUGAACAUGAACGUGAGCACCUUUGUGACCUUGAGGAGAGACGCCCUGAUGCUGCUGAGCCCCGCCGAUGUGCGGGGGCUGCUGGGCGUGCAGCUGCCCGAGCUGGCGCGGUGGCGCGGCCGCAGCCCCGUGCGCGACUGGCUGGCGCUGCAGAAGCAGGCGGAGCUGCAGCGGCUGCUGCCGGGGCUCACGGGGGGCGUGCAGGAGGGCUACAUCAACCUCGCCGCCCCCAGAUUCCCAGCAAUGUCCUCAGCCCCUCUGGGCGCCGUGGCCACGGUGUUCCACCUCCUGCCCGCCCUGCUCCUCAGCUUCUUCAUGGUGUCCAUCCUCUCCUGACCAUCUCCUCCCACCAGGAACCAAGAGGGACCAGCCUGUGACCUGCUCUGAGGCCUGGCCUCAGGAGUGCCCAGAGCUCCAGGCAGCUGGGAUCAGCCCAGAACUCACUUUUAGGUACUUUUGGCUUUCAAAUCACUUGGAAAAAAAAAUCCCAGUUUUGUCUGAAGGGAAGAUUCAGACUCUUUGGUGCAGGAUCUUUGCCUUUGGGACAGCCCAAGCCCAGCUCAGCUCCAAACCACUGCUAAACCCCAUCUUAGUGCUGGGUUUAAGGGUGAGUCCUGCAGGUUAAAAAUGACAUUUCCCAGAGCCUGACCUCGUGACACUGCCAAGACCUCAGGGUGGGACUGA
This is a messenger RNA of Onychostruthus taczanowskii (white-rumped snowfinch), 3458 nucleotides long. RefSeq names its product mesothelin (gene MSLN). The coding region runs from base 18 to 3110 and encodes 1030 amino acids. The record is from RefSeq and is a predicted model, not a curated record. Gene Ontology annotation, cellular component: cell surface. The transcript has 23 exons. NCBI's taxonomy places the organism in Eukaryota, Metazoa, Chordata, Aves, Passeriformes, Passeridae. Gene Ontology annotation, biological process: cell-matrix adhesion.